Lates calcarifer (barramundi perch) is the source of this 3468-nucleotide messenger RNA. It is a transcript of the gene hid1b, whose product is annotated as HID1 domain containing b. Bases 122 to 2548 code for a protein of 808 amino acids. NCBI's taxonomy places the organism in Eukaryota, Metazoa, Chordata, Actinopteri, Centropomidae. The transcript is spliced from 19 exons. Gene Ontology annotation, cellular component: Golgi medial cisterna; Golgi trans cisterna; membrane. The record is from RefSeq and is a predicted model, not a curated record.
CAGCUGAACGCGCCAGUAACGCAGAGCGGCCGUGAGCGGUGGAUGAGAGAGAUUAUCCUCCUUUACGGCGACUCAGUGUUAACGCGGAGUCAAACAGACAGCAGGAGGUUUGUGACAGAAAAUGGGAAACGCCGACAGCAAGCUUCACUUCAGGAAGGCGGUGAUUCAGCUCACCACCAAAACACAGCCUGUUGAAGCCACAGACGAUGCCUUCUGGGAUCAGUUCUGGGUCGACGCCUCCACCACCGUCCAGGAUGUUUUCGCCCUGGUGCCGGCAGCUGAGAUCAGAGCCGUCAGAGAGGAGUCUCCGUCAAACCUGGCAACCCUCUGCUACAAGGCAGUGGAGAGGUUGGUCCAGGGCGCGGAGUCGGGCUGCCCCUCAGAGAGAGAGCGUCAGAUUGUCCUGAACUGCACCCGCCUGCUCACCCGCAUCCUGCCCUACAUCUUCGAGGACGCCGACUGGAGAGGCUUCUUCUGGUCCACCGUGCCCGGAGCUGGCAGAGCAGGGCGUUUGGAUGAAGAUGGCGAUGAUGAUGAAUCUCGACCGCUGGCUGAAUCCCUGCUGCUGGCCAUCGCCGACCUGCUCUUCUGUCCAGAUUUCACCGUCCAGAGCCACAAGAAGAACAGCCCAGAUACAGGGGAGGACAUUCGGUCCAUAGACAGCUGUGAGUACAUCUGGGAGGCCGGGGUGGGAUUCGCUCAGUCACCUCCCCUAAACUACGUCCAUGACCUCAACAGGACAGAGUUGCUGAAGUUGCUCCUCACCUGUUUCUCUGAAGCUAUGUACCUCCCUCCAUCUUCUGAACGUAAAAACAUCAAUCCCUGGGUCGCCUUCUUCUGCUCCACAGACAACAGACAUGCCCUGCCUCUGUUCACCUCCCUGCUCAACGUGGUGUGUGCCUACGACCCUGUGGGCUAUGGCAUCCCGUACAACCACCUGCUGUUUUCCGACCACCGGGAGCAGCUGGUGGAGCAGGCGGUCCAGAUCCUUAUCGUCACCCUGGAGCACGAAGCUGGGUCAGCCGCCAGUGCCGCCCUCCAGGCCCUGGACGCCUCCACAUCCCCCUCCCCUGAGGAGGAGCAGGAGCCUGCUGGACCUGAGAACCUCUUUGUGAAUUAUCUCUCCAGGAUCCACAGAGAAGAGGACUUAAGCUUCAUCCUCAAGGGCCUGGCUCGACUGCUGAAUAAUCCUCUGGUUCAGACCUACCUGCCUCGUUCCACCAAGAAGAUCCAGUUCCACCAGGAACUGCUGAUCCUCUUCUGGAAAUUCUGUGACUUCAACAAGAAAUUCCUGUUCUUUGUCCUGAAGAGCAGUGAUGUGCUGGACAUGCUGGUUCCCAUCCUCUUCUACCUGAACGAUGCCAGAGCAGAUCAGUCUCGUGUGGGCCUCAUGCAUAUUGGCGUGUUCAUCAUCCUGCUGUUAAGUGGAGAGAGAAACUUUGGCGUUCGACUGAACAAGCCGUAUACUCUCCGUGUCCCCAUGGACAUUCCUGUUUUCACAGGAAAUCAUGCUGACCUCCUGAUUGUGAUCUUCCACAAAAUCAUCACCAGUGGACACCAGCGUCUCCAGCCUCUCUUUGACUGCCUGCUCACAAUAAUAGUGAACAUUUCCCCUUAUCUGAAGAGCCUGUCCAUGGUGGCUGCCAACAAGCUCCUCCAUCUCCUGGAGGCCUUCACCACACCCUGGUUCCUCUUCUCCUCCUCACAGAACCACCAUCUGGUCUUCUUUCUGCUGGAGGUCUUCAACAACAUCAUCCAGUAUCAGUUUGAUGGCAACUGCAAUCUGGUGUAUGCCAUCAUCCGUAAGCGAAAUGUCUUCCACCAGCUAGCCAACCUGCCUUCUGACGCGCCGUCUAUUCAGAAAGCCCUGCAGAGGAAGAAGGAGAAGAAGUCCGGGAUUUCCAGGACUAACUCUGCAGAGAAUGAGUCCAUGGAGGGCUCUAGACCAGCUGUACCUGCUGAGCCCGGCACCCUGAAAGCCAGCUUAGAGGCCACUCCAGGAAUCGAUAAGAUAACUGAGAAGUCCCAGGUGAGUGAGGAUGGUACCAUGGUUGCUGUCCCACAGUCAGAAUCUCCACAGGUAACUGCAGACAACGGUGCUACGACUGGUGCCAGUGACACAGAGUCCAACUCGGAGAGAGACCACGAGGUCUACCGCAGUGAAUCAGAAGCAGCAAGGAGUCGGUUGUCAAGUGUGUCUUCAUCAGUGGCCUGGAGUGCCAGUCCAGACUGGGUGUUGUCAUGGAAGGCAAAACUUCCUCUACAGACUAUUAUGCGGCUGCUACAAGUGCUGGUCCCUCAGGUAGAGAAGAUUUGCAUUGACAAGGGUUUGACAGACGAGUCAGAAAUCCUCAAGUUCCUUCAGCACGGGACACUUGUUGGCCUCCUGCCCAUCCCUCAUCCUAUACUCAUCAGAAAAUACCAAGCCAACGCUGGCACGGCCAUGUGGUUCCGCACAUACAUGUGGGGAGUCAUUUAUUUACGCAACGUGGAUCCGCCAGUCUGGUAUGACACAGACAUAAGGCUGUUUGAGAUCCAGAGGAUUUAGAGGAGCUGCUGAAGACAUUCAGUUGACUCCUGUUGGUUCCCUUCAUGCACUCAACAACAAGUUCUGCCAGUUUAACUUCCUCACACCUCAGCUCUGAUCAGAGGAGCAUCUCACAUCUUUUUGGUUUUAUUUAAAGACAACAAGCAGUGAUAAUCUUCUACUUCUUGUAAAGUAUAAGUGUGUCAGUAAAUUAGUCUCUAUACAUUACAUGGAGCCUGUAUCAUGAGCAGAUGCAGUAGAGGCAAUGCCAAACGUAAUCAUGAGAUGUGAUUUAUUGAACAUGUAAUUACUCGCUUUGCCAAAAAGAUAAUUAAGGUAAUCUGUGGUUUAAGGUGCAAAGAUGAAUGUUUGCACAAAGCUUUUUGGUGUGUCUCAGAACACACUGAAUGCUUUCUGUUCAUCUUGCCAUGUAUGAACUACUGGAAAUGAGAAACUCUUGGCUGAAGGACACUGUCGUAAUGAAGUUUUUCACUCUGUGCUGAAAAGAAACUAAACAUGGUGUAAAAGGGGACUGAAACUCAGUGACAUGAGGACAUCUUUUCUCUCAUGUCCUGACAAACAAAAUGUCUGAAAAUGUUUUCUGUUGCUGAAAGGACAAGAAAAUCAGAGGAGAGGUGAAUAUGAUGUGUUUUAUCCUGUCAGAAUUAAAAACUGAUCAGUUUGAGCUCAGAGGACGUUUUGUCAUGGAAAACAUUUUCCUUCAAUUUGCUACAUGGCCAAAAGAAUGUGGAUACAUAAACAUGGUAUUGGUAUUGUUAUAUUAAUACAGCACAAACAAGCUGGAAGAACUCUAUUGUGUAAAAUAUCACUGUGUUCUGUAGCAUUACGGCUUUCCUUCACUAGAUGUACGGGGCUCAAACAGAAAGAAAAACAGCCCCACAUGAGCAGCAUACAUGGCUGUCCGCAUACGCAAAGGUGUG